GCCUCGACUCUUCAGGCUCUCUCCUGGCCCAAGGCUCUCUUGGCCUUAGGCUGUAGGCCUUAGGCUCCCGGCCACAGGCUCCUGGUCUGUGGGAACGCUCCGGCCCGGGAGCUUCCCACGAUACACGCUCCUCCGGCUGCCGGCCGGCCGGCCGAUCGCUCGCCCGACCAACCAACCGACCGACCGACCGACCGACCGACCGACCGACCGACCGAACGAACGUGCGCUUACGGCGCGCGAACUCUAAAAGAGUGGGGGAGAAUUGCCGGGCCCAGCUACCAAUCCGAUGGUGGGACUGAACGUAUAACUACGGCACGCUCGCGCCUAACCAACUCAGAAACGUAACAAACACGGAUGCGUUAACUUCGCUUUCCUCGGCACACCGAGAAUAUACAUACAUAGACACAUACACACUCACACACAUAUAUAUAUAUAUGUGCAACGAUAUCAAUCACGUCAAUAUACACGAGUAGUGUUUUAUCACGCGUUACCUUAUCAUUAUUAUCAAUAUAUAUUUUAUUAAUAUCAUCAUUAUUAUACGAUAUAUAGGAAUAAUCGUAGCAAUAAUCGUCUUCGAAUUGUGACAAGUGUUGCUUGAUAUAAUUAAAACAAGUGUGAAAGAGAAGGAAAGAAGGAAAGAAGAAAACAAAUGAUGGCACCGCAUACGAGUUAUGCACCCGUCACCGGCAUGGAGUAUGAGGAACCAGUGUCAAGGACCUAUCAAUACCGCAAGGUCAUGAAGCCGAUGCUUGAGAGGAAAAGAAGGGCACGUAUCAAUCGUUGCUUAGACGAAUUAAAGGAUCUCAUGGUUACGGCCCUUCAAGCCGAAGGAGAAAACGUGGCGAAAUUGGAGAAAGCUGAUAUCCUUGAGUUGACAGUUCGUCAUCUUCAUACGCUUAGGGCGGCACGUAGAUUAACUCUAACGCCUGAAAACAGUUAUGCGGAUAGAUUCCGUGAGGGAUUUACCCAGUGUGCUCAAGAGGUGUCCACGUUCCUUUCAACGCCAGUUGCCGCUGCCGUUCAUCCGGCCGCUGGUGCUCAGCUUAUGAGGCACCUUGGCGGUUGUCUUCGAAGAUUGGAAGGUUCGUCCUCCGCUAGCUCUUCAGUUUCCUCUAACUCGCCGGUUCCAAGUACCAGCAAGGGUUUUAACGAAUCUAUAACGUCGACGAUGUCUACGGCGACCUCGACGACAACGACAACAACGACUACGAUGAUGACCGUCGGUGUACCACAAAACGUCUACACGCCGCCGCAAAGUCCCCUUAGCGUUGCCAGCUCAUCCGGGGAAUCCUCCGAAUCUUCUGGUCCCGUUUGGAGACCUUGGUGAUCAUCUAAAUUUGGUGGUCUAAUACAACCUAGAUCACAAUGAUAAGAAUAUUAGUGGACUUCGUGCGUGACGAAUUUUUUCUCAUCAUUAUGGACGAUAAUUGUAAUCGAUAUUUCUCCUUUCUAUGGACGAUUUAUUGUAAUCGAAGGAGAAAAACGACGAAUCAUUGUCUUCCAAAUAUUAUUAUGACAUCGAACGUACAAUUUUAGUAUGUUAUAAGGGCAUACGCAUAUCGUUUGAUUCAAUCCCAAACUUUUUAUCACUAUUUCCUUAACUUUAUGUCUCCUUAUAUCACGAUCGAUAGAUAGAUUUGCUUUUCUUCCGUAAUAUAAAUAAGUGAUAAAGCUUUAAUGUGACGUCUGUGAUAAGGGUUCCAUUUUGUACCUGAGAUAUAACUAUUUUUGAGGCAAAGUAUAUCGAUUAUUAUA
Molecule: messenger RNA, 1755 nt
Organism: Vespa crabro (European hornet)
Lineage: Eukaryota; Metazoa; Arthropoda; Insecta; Hymenoptera; Vespidae
Product: enhancer of split mbeta protein-like
Exons: 1
Coding region: 650-1327 (225 amino acids)
Biological process (GO): regulation of neurogenesis; anterior/posterior pattern specification; regulation of transcription by RNA polymerase II
Cellular component (GO): nucleus
Molecular function (GO): protein dimerization activity; RNA polymerase II cis-regulatory region sequence-specific DNA binding; DNA-binding transcription factor activity, RNA polymerase II-specific
Source: RefSeq, a predicted model, not a curated record